UCAAAGAGGGAAAACGGAAUGGUUGGUUCGCACCAACAUCACGCCCUCAAAGCCAUUUGUCGACUCUCGCCGAAAACCAUGUUGUUGUUGUAAGCUUAUCCUUAGCAGCAUACAGCAACAGAAAAUUUCCCACAAAUGUCAGUGCAUGUCUGUUGUAAAGGCAAUACUAUCUCACAGCAUUGAGGAUGCCUUUAAUGUUGUUGAAACUUUGUAUACUGAGGUACGCGUCUCACAUGCACGACUGUUUAUCAAUUUGGGACAAUUGCAAUGGAGGGACCUAUUUCUUGAGGGAGACGACGGAGAAGCUUCACGCUUUUACGAGGAGCAUAUUGCACAGUUGGUUGCACCUAGUUUCGAAGACGAAUGGUCGGAAUUUGUUGAGAGGUCCAUUGAAGCUGGUAUUGGUGGUCCUGUCACAUCAAUCGUGAAAGAAAGGCCGCUUGUGAAGAUGGUUAUUGAUGAGCUCGAGGCAAUGACAGCUAUGGAUGAUCUUCCUGAAAAGAAAGGUUAAAGUUCUUUUGUGAAUCAUCUCUUACUCUUAUGAAUAAGUAGAAAUCACAUUAAAUUCCGUCGGGUAUUAACACGAUUGGAAUUUUACGCGUGAACUUAUAUAAUUAAUUUGAUAAUGUCAUAAAUCAGUAUUAAUUUAAUUUUUGUAUUGUAGUUAUAAUGGGACUGGACAUAUUAUUCUUGAUUUAAUUGACCCAUUAAGGCAAAUGGUCCAACUAUAUAUAUGUGA
Molecule: messenger RNA, 739 nt
Organism: Vitis vinifera (wine grape)
Lineage: Eukaryota; Viridiplantae; Streptophyta; Magnoliopsida; Vitales; Vitaceae
Exons: 4
Coding region: 146-511 (121 amino acids)
Source: RefSeq, a predicted model, not a curated record